CACCACCACCAACACUCCACCUCCGAUCCAUCCCUCGCCGUCGAUCUCGCCAGCAGUCCACAUAGACGCGCCGGCGACUAGCUUAGGGAGCGCUAGAAGUUUACUGCUCGCUAGACACAGUCCCUACAUUUUAUGGAAGAAGCUUCAACUCUCUGUAUUUUCAGUUAUCAUUCUGUGUUGGUAUGUAGUUGAACGGGAUUGGACAUUAUCUGUUACUCAUAGAGUUGUUAUCGAAACCAUGGCACUGCGAUUGGUGACUAGGAAGUUAGGGAGUAAGCUCUUACCAAUGUGCUCUUCUGCUUCUCUACUGCAUUCACAUGCGACUAGCUUUGGAUAUAAAGAAGUACGGGAAGAAGAUAAAAGUCAAUUGGUUGGUAAUGUCUUCAGCAGUGUUGCUUCUAACUAUGAUCUCAUGAAUGAUUUGAUGAGUGGUGGAUUGCAUAGAUUAUGGAAGGAUAGAUUGGUUUCCAAACUGAAUCCAUUCCCAGGAAUGAAGCAUCUUGAUGUGGCUGGUGGAACAGGUCAGUUUAACUUAUGUUAUAACUAUUUGCAGCUUAUGUACAGGUAUCAGGCUCACUAG
Messenger RNA from Pistacia vera, 580 nucleotides. RefSeq names its product 2-methoxy-6-polyprenyl-1,4-benzoquinol methylase, mitochondrial-like. Gene Ontology annotation, molecular function: methyltransferase activity. The transcript is spliced from 6 exons. The record is from RefSeq and is a predicted model, not a curated record. Lineage: Eukaryota; Viridiplantae; Streptophyta; Magnoliopsida; Sapindales; Anacardiaceae. Bases 239 to 580 code for a protein of 113 amino acids.